Oncorhynchus tshawytscha (Chinook salmon) is the source of this 3420-nucleotide messenger RNA. RefSeq names its product 1-phosphatidylinositol 4,5-bisphosphate phosphodiesterase delta-4. The record is from RefSeq and is a predicted model, not a curated record. Gene Ontology annotation, molecular function: calcium ion binding; phosphatidylinositol-4,5-bisphosphate phospholipase C activity. Gene Ontology annotation, biological process: lipid metabolic process; intracellular signal transduction. The coding region runs from base 394 to 2646 and encodes 750 amino acids. Lineage: Eukaryota; Metazoa; Chordata; Actinopteri; Salmoniformes; Salmonidae. The transcript is spliced from 16 exons.
CGGCAACGUUUUCCCAGAUGAAGCAGGCAAAGUAGAGCAUAGAGGACAUAUACACUGAGCCAGCUUUCCUCUGGACACUCCCCAUCUCCUGAGCCCAGUGCUUGGCUAGUGGUCUCGGGACACUCCCUAAGCGUCCAUAGAUCUGGAGCUUUCUACUGGGCCUGCUACCCCCACCAGACCCCUAUCUCUUUUGGGUGGCCAGCUAUCUUUGACACUUCCUAAUCCUGGUCUGGAGCCUUUUCCUGUUGUCUUUUCCUGGAUAUCUCUCACCAAACAUCCCCAAUCUAUUCUGGAGCUCUUCACAGCAGUGGCAGCCCCAGCGGGGCCAGGGCAAAGACCCGAGGGAGAGGUCUACAAUUUGGAAAUUCCCACGGGCAUGUGUCAAAGCUAGCAAUGGAAUCUCCCCAAAGCUUGUUUGCCCAGGGUGACGAGGACCUCCAGGUGAUGAAGGCGGGGGCAAUGUUGAGGAAGGUCAAGUCUCGCUCUUGGAAGAAGCAGCGGCACUUCCGCCUGCAGGAGGAUGGCCAGACCAUCUGGUACAAGUCCAGGUGGGCAGGGACAGGCCACUCCACCUUCUCUGUGGCUGACGUGGAUGUGGUGCGUGAGGGUCACCAGUCGGAGAUCCUGCUGAGUAUCGCUGAUGAGUUCCCCGCUGACCUCUGUUUCACCCUGGUGUUCCGUGGUCGCCGCAGCAACUUGGACCUGGUGGCGGAGUCACCGUCCGAGGCGCAGGUCUGGAUCCGGGGUGUCCGCAAACUGAUCCAGAACACUAAGAGCAUGAAUGACAAGGAGAGGCUCGACCAGUGGAUCUGGGACUGGUUUCAAAAGGCGGAUAAAAACAAAGAUGGACGGAUGAACUUCAAGGAGGUGCGCACACUGCUGAAGAUGAUGAACGUGGACAUGAAUGAAGAGUACGCUCUUCGCCUUUUCACGAUGGCUGAUAACUCAGAGUCCGGUUGUCUGGAGAACGAGGAGUUUGUCCAGUUCUAUAAGAUGCUGACGGAGAGGGAGGAUGUGUGGCGGGUGUUCCAGGACUAUUCUCGGGACGGACAGAUAUUAACCCUCGCUGAGCUGGAGGACUUCCUGAAGCAGGAGCAGCAGGAGGGGGAGAGGAGUCUGGAGCACGCCCAAGAGUUGAUUGACCGCUAUGAACCCUCAGAGAACGCCAAGAAACACGGGGCCAUGUCUAUAGACGGCUUCCAGAUGUACCUGGUCUCUCCGGAGGGCGCCAUCUUGGAUCCCCAGCUGCUGGCCCUGCACCAGGACAUGAGCCAGCCCCUCAGCCACUACUUCAUCUGCUCCUCCCACAACACCUACCUAAUGGAUGACCAGCUCCGAGGACAGAGCAGCCAGGAGGCCUACAUCCAGGCUCUGAAGCGUGGCUGUCGUUGCGUCGAGGUGGACUGUUGGGAUGGGCCAAAUGGAGAGCCGGUUGUUUAUCACGGCCACACCUUCACGUCCAAGAUACUUUUCAGAGACGUCAUCACCACACUGGCGGAGUACGCCUUCAAGGUGUCUGAGUUUCCUGUCAUCCUGUCCCUGGAGAACCACUGCAGCAUGGAGCAGCAGAGGGUAAUGGCCCAGCUCCUGGACACCAUCCUGGGGGACACACUGCUCAGGGCCCCCCUCGACAGACUGGUUCCCCAAGAGCUGCCCUCUCCUCAGGAUCUGAAGGGAAAGGUCCUGCUGAAAGCGAAGAAGAUUGGCGGCGUAGAAGAAAGUGAAACGCUGACCGAUGAGGUCACUGAUGAGGUCAGCGACGAAGAUGAGGCUGACCCUAAGAGCAUGUCUGCAGAGGCCCUUCGUCUCAAUGAUAAGAAAUCCAAGUUCUCCAGGGAACUAUCGGAUCUGGUCGUGUACUGUAAGAGUGUUCAUUUCCACAGCUUUGAGUACUCUCGCCUGCACUCCAAGUGCUACGAGAUGUCCUCCUUCUCUGAGUCCAAGGCCAGGAAACUUGCAAAGGACACAGGGGCAGAGUUUGUGUGCCACAACAGCAGACAGCUGAGCAGGGUCUACCCCAGUGGCAUGAGGACCGACUCCUCCAACUACAACCCACAGGAGCUGUGGAACGUAGGCUGUCAGAUAGUGGCUCUGAACUUCCAGACAGCUGGGCCAGAGAUGGAUCUGAACGAUGGGCUCUUCAGUCAGAACGGCUGCUGCGGCUACGUCCUCAAACCUGACUUCAUGAGGAAUGAUGACUCUUUUGAUCCAGAGAGACCCCAGGACCGGAAUGGUUACACAUCACUCCGCCUGUCUAUCCAGGUGAUCAGUGGGCAGCAGCUACCAAAGGUGAACCACAAGGAGGGCUCUAUCGUUGACCCUCUGGUUAGAGUGGAGAUCUACGGAGUAUUUCAGGACCAAGCCAAGCAAGAAACUAGUUACAUUGACAACAACGGUUUUAACCCUCUGUGGAAUGAGACCCUCAAUUUUAUCGUCCAUGUCCCUGAGUUGGCCCUGGUGCGUUUUGUGGUGGAGGACUAUGACAAGUCCUCCAGGAACGACUUCAUGGGCCAGUUCACUGUGCCCUUCACCUGUAUUCAGCCAGGAUAUCGCCAUAUCCACCUUCUGUCCAAAGAUGGGACGGCAAUCCCUCUGUCUUCUCUGUUUGUCAACAUCAAGAUCUCCGAGCUAACAACAGAAGUCUGAUGGCCCAAGGAUUGGCUGAAUAACAUGCCGCAAACACCAACCACAUGGGAGGGUUACAAUAAUACUGUUAUCGGUUUUUAAAGCUAAAUCUAUAUGCCCAAUGAACUGCUUUAGAUCAUUUCUGCUUAAAUAGCAGUUUCUGUUCAAGCAACAUCAGCGGGGCCUCACACUGAUGAAAGACAAAAAACCACUUGUCUCAUGGCCUAGACAGCCUUACCUGGGAAUUCUCAGCAUUUUAGGGAUUUUUUUGCUAUUUCCCCAAUAUAUAAUCUUUUAAAAUAAUCAGACUUUAAAAAAAACCUUUAAUGCCAUGGAAGUGCGUCAAAUCAUAUAGUGGUCCACGUUUGACGCCCACGCAUAUAACUGAGAUGAAAUCAAUGAAGAAAUGCUUGAGCCCAAUGUUAGCUUCUUUGACAUGGCACAUUCAAUAGCUCUUGGCUCAUCAAACUGAUGCAAGGACUGACAUAUUACAGGGUUCAAAGGUCAUUUUAGAGUAACAGUGUUUGCAAUGGCCUCUUUUUUUUAAAAUCCGUUUUAUAACCAUCCAUGUAUUCAACAUUUGCACUGUGUGCUGGUAGAGUAGCUUAAUUGUAUAAACAAUUAUUCCUCCAUCUAAACAUUUCAAUAGAUAUUCUUUACAGUUCUUCAAAGUGUGGCAUGAAACUAUAUCUAUUAUCUAAAGAAUCGUGUUGUAAAAGUAUUAAACUGUAAAGUAUUUAUGUGCAUAGAGCUCUGUAAAUAAAGAGAAAUGGAAGACCUGUCUUUAAAAAACGA